CUAACCAUGGAAAAUCAAAGCCAUGUGACAGAGUUCAUCCUCUUGGGACUUUCUCAGAAUUCAGAUAUGCAGACAAUAAUAUUUGUAAUAUUUCUGUUUUUCUAUCUCACAACUCUGGGAGGAAAUUUAUUUAUUGUUGUGACCAUCAUCUGUACGCCUUCUCUUCUGAACUCACCUAUGUACUUCUUCCUAUCCUUUCUUUCCUUUCUGGAUGCCUGCUUCUCAUCUGUCAUUACUCCAAAAGUGAUAGUAGAUGCACUCUAUGAGCGGAAAACAAUCUCCUUUAGAGGAUGUAUGAUGCAACUCUUUGCAGAGCACUUCCUUGCAGGUGUUGAGGUGAUCAUCCUCUCAGCCAUGGCCUAUGACCGCUACGUGGCCAUCUGCAAGCCUUUGCAUUAUGUGACCAUCAUGAAUCAACGCCUGUGUUUGCUUCUAGUGGGAGUGGCCUGGGCAGGAGGCUUUCUUCAUUCCACUAUCCAAGUAUCCUUCAUUAUCCCAUUACCCUUUUGUGGUCCCAAUGUGAUUGAUCACUUUAUGUGUGACUUGUAUCCUUUGCUGAAAUUGGCUUGCACUGACACUCAUGCCCAUGGUUUUAUGGUUGUGGCCAACAGUGGGCUCUUCUGUAUUAUAAUUUUUUCUCUUUUGCUUGUCUCUUAUGGAGUCAUCCUGCAUUCCCUGAGGACAUAUGGCACAGAGGCCAGACGCAAAGCCCUCUCCACUUGUGGCUCCCACAUCACAGUGGUUGUCAUGUUCUUUGCCCCGUGCAUAUUUGUGUAUGCACGACCUCCUUCUACGUUCUCUUUUGACAAAAAUGUAGCAAUAUUUUAUACCAUACUGACUCCCAUGUUAAAUCCUUUGAUAUAUACUUUUAGAAACACUGAAGUAAAAAAUGCUAUGAGGAGGAUGUGGAGUAGAACAUCAGUUUCUGUUGAAAAAUAA
This is a messenger RNA of Monodelphis domestica (gray short-tailed opossum), 939 nucleotides long. RefSeq names its product olfactory receptor 4C15-like. Gene Ontology annotation, cellular component: membrane. Gene Ontology annotation, molecular function: olfactory receptor activity; G protein-coupled receptor activity. Lineage: Eukaryota; Metazoa; Chordata; Mammalia; Didelphimorphia; Didelphidae. Gene Ontology annotation, biological process: G protein-coupled receptor signaling pathway. The record is from RefSeq and is a predicted model, not a curated record.